Molecule: messenger RNA, 1991 nt
Organism: Centruroides sculpturatus (bark scorpion)
Lineage: Eukaryota; Metazoa; Arthropoda; Arachnida; Scorpiones; Buthidae
Product: cytochrome P450 307a1-like
Exons: 4
Coding region: 65-1597 (510 amino acids)
Molecular function (GO): oxidoreductase activity, acting on paired donors, with incorporation or reduction of molecular oxygen; heme binding; monooxygenase activity
Source: RefSeq, a predicted model, not a curated record
AUAUAUAUAGGCUAUAUAUAUAUAUACGUAUAGAAGCAGUAAUUAUUCUUGUACACCCCUAAACAUGAAUUUUUCGUCAAUCAUGAUAACUGACGUUACAGCUUCUGUUUUUGGGAUCUUUAUUGUGCUUUUUUCUGUAUUACUGAUGAUCAAGAGAAUCAAAGAGAAAAAUACAAAUUUUAAACAGUUGCCUGGACCUAUCGGUUUCCCUAUUAUUGGAGCUUCACAUAUAAUUUCUAAGUAUAAAAAACCAUGGGAUGCAUUUUCUGAUUUGAGAAAACAGUAUGGUGAUGUUUAUGGUAUACAGCUUGGAAGUAGAAAUUGUGUUGUGGUCAGUUCUUUACCAAUCAUUAGAGAAGUAUUGGUUAACAAAUGCAACCAGUUUGGUAACCGUCCCGAUUUUUUGAGGUUUCAUGCCAUUUUUCGAGGUGAUAGAAAUUAUUCUAUAGCACUGUGCGAUUGGUCUUCCAAACAGAAGACAAGGAGGCAACUCGCAUUCCCUUUCAUGCAUCCAAAGGCUCGAUCCUUUGGAAGCUCUCGUAUGGAUCAAUAUAUAAGAACUGAAAUGAAAGAAUUGAUACAAUCGCUGGCUCUUGUUCAAGAUCAAAUUAUAGAACCACGUUUUUAUUUGUUGAUUGCUACUGCAAAUAUAUUUUAUCAAUUCUUGUGUAGUAAGAGCUAUUCCCGUGAAGAUCCAGAAUUUUGCAAUAUAGUUAAAAUCUAUGACGUAGUAUUUAGGGAGCUCUUUCAAGGUUUUGCCGUUGAUUUUAUGCCUUGGUUGAAAGUUUUUAACGUUAUGAAGAUUUACAGAUUGAAGAAAUUGGCAGCAAAUGUUUCUAAAUUUACUGAAACCAUCUUUGAAGAGCACGAGAAGGAUUUCGAUUCGGAACAUCCGAGAGAUCUUGUUGAUAUACUUCUUCAACACAUUCAUGAAAAUUCUAAAGAUAAUGGUGAUUUGACUAGAGAAGAUGUUGGAAUCAUCGUCGAAGAUCUUCUUGGUGGUCAUUCAGUUUUGGGAAAUUUAUGGCUUUGGGGUCUCUACUUCUUAGCUGAUUAUCCCGAGAUAAGAAUGAAGAUUAGAAACGAAGUUACAAAGGUUACUAAAAAUAUACGUUACCCUUCACUGGAUGAUCGUAGUUCCAUGCCAUAUACUUAUGCCACCAUUUUGGAAUUGAUUCGAAUUAUCAGUUCUCCCAUUAUUCCUCACGUAGCAUCCUGUGAUACAGAGAUACAAGGUUAUCAUGUUCGAAAAAAUAGUUUAGUCAUGUUUAACACUUGCGACUUGAAUUUGGAUCCAGAAUUAUGGGAGAAACCGAGAACAUUUAAUCCAGAGAGAUUCAUCAAUGAAGAGGGGAAAAUACAAAAACCCAAUCAUUUCCUUCCAUUCAGCACAGGAAAAAGAACCUGUUUAGGUGAUGGUUUGGUCAAAGCUACUCUUUUCCUUGGAAUGUCAACACUCCUCCAAUGUUUUGAUAUUGUUUUACCACCGGAUACACCCGGGCCAGAUAUAUAUGACGUGCCAGGUUUGGUUAUCCCAAGAGAAGAGAUAAAACUGAUCUUUCGUGCAACCCCCAAUUUAUCAGACAUGUCAGAAUAGUAGAAUGUUAUAUUAUAAACAUAUAAACUUGCGCACAUUAUAUUAUUAUUAUUAUUAUAAUUAUUCUCUGAUCUCGUUAUGUUUUAUGUAUCAUAUAAUAUGAAUUAUGUAAUUUAUGCAUCAUUUACGAUAGAAUUAAUCAUUUCUAGCAAUUAUUUUAGGUGAAUUUCAAGUCGAAUUCCUUAAUAAACAACAUUGAUAACUAAUAUGUAUCAUUGUAUAUAGUUGUGUUUUGUCGUCAGAAAUGAUUUAGAUCCUUAUAAUGGAUGUUAAAUUUAUGAUUUUAACUGAUUUUUGCAGUUAUGAGAAAUGAUUAUCCUACAUUUUGAUGUGCAAUAUUAAUUAUUUUUUUCGUUUUUUUUAUGUACGUAAUACCAGUUUGUAUGAAUAAAAU